CGUCGUCGUCCAUUCGUCGUUGGAUAUCGUGCACAAGAUACAUACGUGCUAUUUGUGAGUCCUGUCGCGCGCGCAAAGUGUCCGUGCGAGGUUACUCGAGUUUCCUUCCGAGGAUUUUAAGCACAGUCCUCUUUCCACUUUGCUCGGGUCAACUUCGAGGAAUAAAUUUCUUCCAGAAAAUCGACCGAUUAUAUAUUGUCUAAUUAUUUCGAAAGAUAGUGCGAAUGAGAAAAAGAUAAAGAGAAUAAAAAAGAGAGAAAGAGAGAGAGAGAGAGAGAGAAAGAUCAAAGAAAAGAAGAUAUUUUAAAAUUCAUUUCUCUAAAUCUCAAUUCUUCGAUCCGUGUUAUUUAUAAUAAUCAGUGAUCUGAUCUGAAAUAUUAUUAUUAUCAUCUCUCAUUUUGAUUUUGUUAAAUUACGACGACGACGACGACGACGAGGAGAAGUAGUAGUCCAGUCUGAGCGCGUGUUACAAUACUUAGUCGAGUUUAACGUGGAGAGCAUGGUGGAUCAACAGGAGGAGACACAGAAGAUAGUGGAUCUUAACGUGGGUGGUGUCAGUUAUACGACCACCCUGGAGACCCUAACAAAAGAUAGUACUUGCCAUUUGGGUUUACUAUUUACCGAGAAUUUUCCUAUUCAAAAGGAUUCAUCUGGAAAAUAUUUUCUCGAUCGCGACGGUAAUCUAUUCCGUUAUAUCCUCGAUUAUCUUCGCGAUAAGAGUGUCAUAUUACCGGAAGGAUUGAAAGAAUGCGAGAGAUUGAAAAAGGAAGCGGUUUAUUAUGGUCUAAAUGAUUUGGUACGGAUCAUCGAUGAAAAGAGCGAAGACGUCGGAGGAUCAUCGACCUGGAGGAAACGAACACCUGGAUGCAUAACUAUUGGCUAUCGAGGAAGUUUUGCAUUUGGUCGGGAAGGUCUAACUGAAGUUAACUUUCGUAAAAUAUCAAGGAUCCUCGUGUGCGGUCGCGUGGCACUUUGCAGAGACGUCUUCGGGGAGACCUUGAAUGAAAGUCGUGAUCCUAAUCACGGUUUGUCCGAUCGUUAUACUUCAAGAUUUUUCUUGAAGCAUAAUUUUAUCGAACAGGCCUUUGACAUGCUUCAAGAGCAAGGCUUUAAGUUAGCUGGUAGCUGCGGUUCUAGCACGGCUGGCGGUAAUUUUGAAUUGUACAAAGCAGGGGUCGAUUUUGAGGAGACACGUUGGAAUCAUUACAACGAAUUUGUUUUCAUACGCGAAUAAAUAAAUCGCGAUUAAUUUAUGAUGCUCGCAGGGUACGCAGUACUCGAUCGAAUUUUCAACUUCACUCUAUUAGGAUGAGGAAAUAAAUAAAUAAAUAAAGAAAGAAA
Polistes canadensis is the source of this 1341-nucleotide messenger RNA. RefSeq names its product BTB/POZ domain-containing protein KCTD12 (gene Ktl). Gene Ontology annotation, biological process: protein homooligomerization. NCBI's taxonomy places the organism in Eukaryota, Metazoa, Arthropoda, Insecta, Hymenoptera, Vespidae. Gene Ontology annotation, molecular function: protein binding. The transcript has a single exon. The record is from RefSeq and is a predicted model, not a curated record. Bases 500 to 1234 code for a protein of 244 amino acids.